GUAAAUUUUGUUUGCGGCGUAAUUAAUUGGAUUUAACCUAAAAACCACCAAAAUUCGGGAUGUCCAAGACGAGAUCCGGUCGCGAAGCAAGAGACGAUCAGGCGGACACCUCCACCGCCUCCUCCAAUGCCCCGCAAAUUGAAGAACCCGAAGCCCACAAGCUGUGGAUCCACUGCAACUCCUGCUGCGAGCUGUUUUGCAAAAAGAAGUCCAUGUUCUUCCUGCUCGCCUGCCACCACGUGUCCUGCGAGCGGUGCGUCAAGGUCGCCGCAGGACGCACGCCCAGCGACGCCCCCAUCUACACGUGCCCCGUCUGCAAGCGGAGCGUCCGUGGCCGCCAGGUGAACAACGCCAUGCCCAACACCUUCAAGAACUUCUUCCACCCGGAGCCUUACGCCCUGACCAACGACUUCCUCGAGGCGUUCCAGCGGGCCAACCACCGCCACUUGGACAAGCACAAGGAAAAGAAGGAAAAUGAAAUGGACAAAGUGCUUAAGGAUAUUGAACUGGUGAAAUCCGUGUGCCAGAAACGCUACCUGGAGUAUCAGAUGCUGCGCGUGGAGCGCAGAAGGAUGACUGAGCGGACACGGCAAUUGAAAGUGCAAUUGGCUAAUGAAAAGGCGGAAAGGCAAAGGAUUGCUCAGGCCAAGAUUAACCGCGUCAUGGCAUCGCAGAAACCCACAUCCUCCGCUCCUGACCGUGCAACCUCGCAAACCAACCAAAAACGACGCAGUUCAAAGGAAUUGGCUCGCAGUUCUUUAGCCAAAAGCAAGAAGGUCACCAGCUUUAGCCACCAGCCAAACAAUUCGUUUAAUCUAUAAUCUACAUUAGUAUUUA
Messenger RNA from Drosophila gunungcola (fruit fly), 837 nucleotides. It is a transcript of the gene vilya, whose product is annotated as RING finger protein vilya. Gene Ontology annotation, biological process: reciprocal meiotic recombination; homologous chromosome pairing at meiosis; protein sumoylation. Gene Ontology annotation, molecular function: SUMO transferase activity. The record is from RefSeq and is a predicted model, not a curated record. The transcript has 3 exons. Lineage: Eukaryota; Metazoa; Arthropoda; Insecta; Diptera; Drosophilidae. Gene Ontology annotation, cellular component: synaptonemal complex. The coding region runs from base 60 to 821 and encodes 253 amino acids.